Molecule: messenger RNA, 156 nt
Organism: Pyricularia grisea
Lineage: Eukaryota; Fungi; Ascomycota; Sordariomycetes; Magnaporthales; Pyriculariaceae
Exons: 1
Coding region: 1-156 (51 amino acids)
Source: RefSeq, a predicted model, not a curated record
AUGCAGGAUCCAGGCAAGGGCCACCCCCUGUCGCCGAACCCCCAGCUCAUUCGCACUUCCACUUUGGAAGAGCAAAGACGAACGGUCUGCCCGUCUGCUUCACCACGCAGUUUUGUGUCGGCGAAGAAUAUCCACAGAGCACAAAGAAAAUGGUAG